Tricharina praecox is the source of this 1560-nucleotide messenger RNA. RefSeq lists its product as uncharacterized. Bases 282 to 1373 code for a protein of 363 amino acids. Lineage: Eukaryota; Fungi; Ascomycota; Pezizomycetes; Pezizales; Pyronemataceae. Gene Ontology annotation, biological process: steroid biosynthetic process. The record is from RefSeq and is a predicted model, not a curated record. Gene Ontology annotation, molecular function: 3-beta-hydroxy-Delta5-steroid dehydrogenase (NAD+) activity. The transcript is spliced from 2 exons.
CACAGACUUGGUCGGGCCGGAGAGCUUCAGAUCUCGUAAAGAAAUCGAUUAUGCGGGGCGAUAGUCGGCUCGAUUCUGGCACUAACAAUGAGGGUGAUGUGUUAACCGGAUGAGAUACUCUAGCGCCCCCUGGUCAACGCGCUCUGGUUGCUGUGAAGCUCAAGGUUACACGAAUUUCUCCUUGAAAACCGAACCUACUCGACAGGCGACCUUUCCUCAACUACGAUUCUCAAUUGACCUCUCCCAGCUACAUCCACCUCCUCACGAACACACAAUCCACUAUGACUUCCAUGAGACCAUCCACCACGUCGUUGAAAUCGGUGCUCGUGAUCGGCGGCUGCGGCUUCCUGGGGCACCACGUCGUGCGGCUCCUGCAGGAGACGCACCCCACGGCCGCCAUCUCCGUCCUCGACUUGCGCACCAACAUCAACCGUUUCCCGGGCGUGACCUACUACGAUGGUGACAUCACGUCGCGCGAGUCGGUCGACAGCGUGCUCGCAAAGGAGAAGCCCGAAACCGUCAUCGACACCGUGUCCCCCGUCCACGGCCUCGGCAAGGAGUUGUACUUCAAGGUCAACGUCGAGGGCACCCGCAUCUGCAUGGAGGCCAGUAAGGCCGCCGGCGUCAAGGCCUUCGUCUGGACCAGCUCCGCCAGCGUCCUCUUCGACGGCGAGACCGACGUCAUCAACUUGAACGAGACGGCGCCGAUUCCAAAGAAGUCGCUGGAUCCGUACACGGAGACUAAGGCGAUCGGCGAAGAAAUGGUUCUCAAAGCCAACCGCGAAGGCGGGAUGCUUACGUGCGCGCUGCGGCUGUCGGGGCUAUUCGGCGAGGGCGACCGGCAGCUGAUCCCGGGGAUGCUUCAGGUGAUGGCGAACGGGCAGACCAAGUUCCAGAUCGGCGACAACAGCAACCUGUUCGACUUCACGUACAUUGGCAACAGCGCGUACGCGCACAUCCUGGCGGCCGAGAAGCUGGUCGCCAUCGACCCCGCUACCACCCCCAAGAGCCCGUUCACUGUCGAUGGCGAGGCCUUCAUCAUCACUAAUGGCGAGCCGGUCUACUUUUGGGAUUUCCCCCGCGCUGUCUGGGCGCUCAGGAAUCACUACCCGUCGUACUACAUCAAGAUGCCCCGGGAGGUCGGUGUCUCGCUUGCGGCCGCGGCAGAGGCCUUCGCGUACAUCAUGGGCAAGGAGCCGGGGUUCACACGGUUCCGGGUCAAGUUUAGUUGCUGGAACAGAUACUUUGAUAUCCGGAAGGCGAAGAAAAUGUUGGGAUACGAGCCCCUAUGGAACCUGCAGGACGGUCUGAUCAGGACGUUGAAGUGGUUCGAGGAGGAGGAUCAGCAGAAGGGCGAGAAGAAAGCGCAGUAGAGGAGCGUGUGUGGUGGAAGAUACCCGAAGCUAUGGCUUUUAAACAUAAACGCGUUGUAAUUUGUUUAUAUCAUGUUCUGGAGCAAGCAAGCGGUAGUCAAGUGUUAAUGCGAGAGGAUGUAUGGAAAAAGGAAGAAUAACGCCGCCGAAGUUAUGUUGUGUACUGAUUGGAAAUGUUCACUUCCCC